AUGGAAUCAGCCACGAGAUCAUCUAUUUAGUUUUAAAUGCCAGAGAAAUUAAACCAGUCAGUUUAUCCUGACGAGCAUCAAAUUAAAAAGAAAUGGAAAGAAGCUAAGAAAUCCUUCGGGAAUGUGGACUCUUUCAGGAAAAGUAUUUUGGUUCAAACUCUAGAUCCCAAGACAGUUAAAGUAACUUAUUAAAAAAAGUUUACAAUAUUUAAGGAUGUGUCAAAAUAGUUGCAAGAUUUCAAUCAAGCAUUGAGUACAAUACAGGAGGGCAAUGAAUUUUAAAACACUUAAUAUGCCAUUCAGACCUCAAGACCCUUAUCACAUUAAAAAAAGAAAUCCUUGAUUCCUCAGAAAUCCAAGUACUCUCCUCCUCGAACUUAUAACUAUGAUCUAAAUAAGCAAGAGCAGCUAGGACUAGCUCAUUAGAACCAGCCAAAUUAAAUGAAAUUAUCUAGAUUAGUUGCAUCUUGUGUUCUUAAUAACAAAAACCCUCACCCUUCAAGCAGUUUUUACUAUAGAUUUAAAAGAGCUAAUCAGUCAUCGGCUUAAGAGCUAAGACAUUUACAAAAGGAUAGAUUGCAACUGCUAAUGGACAAAGCUUAGCAUACCUUUGAUAACAAGAAAAAGCAGCAUGAAAUAGCAACUUAAAGAGUGCAUGACAGGCUAGAUAGGAGCUAUGCUAAAGAUUAUGUGAAGUUUCAAAGAAGUCUUGAGAAUAUUGAUAUUUAGUUGGCUAACUAUGCAUUAUAAUAACUGUAUCAGAAACAACCAAAUAUUGAUCCUAAAAUUAGCAAUACAAUUAUCAGUGGAGAAGACUCUGUAAGAAAUUUAGACUAACUCAACCUUACCUAAAAUAAUGAUAAGAAAAAUAUUGUAAAGAGGUUUAGAGAAAAAAUCAUGAAAAAGGAUUUGAUGAAAAAUACUCCUUAGGGAACAAUAGAAUAUAAGAGAGGCCAAUCUAAAGGUAGUCAAAGGAUAAAGAAGAAGCUAAGUAUUGUUACUAAUAAUUCUUUCAAAAAUUUGGAUACAAUAGAAAACAACGAGCACUAAAAUAACUUGGAUAAGGAGUUCCAGCAACUAAGGUUAAGUCCAACUGAAAUCUAAUUUGAUAAGGUGCUGCUUGAAAAAUAUUAGGAGUUUUAUCAAAUGUAGCAUAGUAUGAGCCAAGAUCAAAACGUCAAAAGCAAAUUCAAGAAAGAACCUUCCUAGGAUAAAGCAAGUAGGCUAAUCAAGCUAAACAUCAUCAGAGACAAGCAGCAGUCAAAUGUAAUGUAGGUGCUGUUAGAUAAAAACAAAAAGAAAGUAAAUUUCUAACAGUUGUCUGCGAAUAUAAAUGGAAACUAAUAGAAGAAAGACAGUAAAAGUCAAACUCAUAGAAGCAUCAAUAACUCAAUAUAUAAAGAUAGCUCAUACUAAUAUGACCUAGGAGGGUUGAAUGUGGCUCCAUUUGAGUCUUCAAUUAAUUUUGUUCUGAGCGGCAAUAAUACUGGCAGAGGGAAUAGUAAAACAAGAAACUAAGGUGACUAGAAAAUUUCUAGGACUAAGAAUAACAUUACCAAUAACGAUUUAACAAGUGAUAGAGCUUCAAGUGUGGAACGUGGUUCAUAUCUCGAUGAAGAUUAUAUUAUGCAGUCUAGAUUUGACAGGUCUCUGGUUAAUAUUAAUCAAACAACUUAAAGCCUUAAAAAGCUAAAUGAAAACAGUAACAUAAACAACUAGCCGAUUAUCCCAAGUUCAUAAGGUCAGAGCAGAUAAGUUAUUAAUGGAAGAAACAUUGGGGAUAAUCAAGACAUUUCUUAGCUCAAGAAAUUGGUUUCAACUAUGGACAAUAAUCUUUAUAAGAAAAGUCUUAUGAACUCAAUUAGGAAUCUAAAGUGA
Stylonychia lemnae is the source of this 1878-nucleotide messenger RNA. NCBI's taxonomy places the organism in Eukaryota, Ciliophora, Spirotrichea, Sporadotrichida, Oxytrichidae. The record is from the annotation of a GenBank genome assembly.